AUAGCAACAACGGAUUUUACUGAAUCAUUUCAUCCAUCAUACCCAGAAUGCACAGAGACUUUAAAUAGCGUGAUUUUAAACUAUGGCGAUACUUGCUUCAUUUUGAAAAUUUCCACGUUUGUUUUUAAAGGAUCAUUUUCAUUCAGAGAAAACCUUAUGUUGAAAGUAACGCAUUUCUGAUGCUGUAUCCUGCCUACUAAAACAAGACUGGAGAAUGGCUGGGUCGACCGUCAUGGCAGCGUCUGAAUUGUACACAAAGUAUGCCCGGGUGUGGAUCCCAGAUGUAGAGGAGGUGUGGAAAUCAGCAGAGCUUACCAAGGACUACAAACAGGGGGACAGAUUGAUUCACCUGCAGCUGGAUGAUGGCAAGAAAGUUGACCACAAAUUAGAUCCCACAACCAAGAACCUGCCUCCCCUGCGGAACCCUGACAUCCUGGUGGGAGAGAAUGACCUCACGGCUCUCAGUUACCUCCACGAGCCUGCCGUCCUGCACAACCUCAGAGUUCGCUUCAUUGACUCAAAGCUCAUCUACACCUACUGUGGCAUCGUUUUGGUGGCUAUAAACCCUUAUGAGAAUCUGCCCAUCUAUGGGAGUGACAUCAUCAAUGCCUACAGUGGACAGAACAUGGGGGACAUGGACCCCCAUAUAUUUGCAGUGGCUGAGGAGGCCUACAAGCAAAUGGCCAGAGAUGAGAGGAACCAGUCCAUCAUCGUGAGCGGGGAGUCCGGCGCUGGGAAGACCGUCUCGGCCAAGUACACCAUGCGCUACUUCGCCACGGUCAGCGGUUCCACCACCGAGGCCAACGUGGAGCAGAAAGUGCUGGCCUCCAACCCUAUCAUGGAGGCUAUUGGAAAUGCUAAAACCACCCGGAAUGACAACAGCAGUCGAUUUGGGAAGUACAUCGAGAUCGGUUUUGACAAGCGGUACCACAUCAUUGGGGCCAACAUGAGGACAUACCUCCUGGAGAAAUCAAGAGUGGUCUUUCAGGCAGAUGAGGAGAGGAACUACCAUAUCUUCUACCAGCUGUGUGCCUCAUCCCAUUUACCUGAAUUUCGAGAUCUUAAGUUAGGUAAAGCAGAUGAUUUCCACUUCACUAACCAGAGUGGAAGCCCUGUCAUUGAUGGAUUAGAUGAUGCCCGUGAAUUGUCCACUGCAAGACAUGCUUUUUCUUUGUUAGGAAUUAAUGAAUCCUAUCAGACAGGUAUCUUCAAGAUAUUGGCUUCCAUCCUCCAUCUGGGCAAUGUAGUGGUGAAAGAUCGAGAUGCAGACAGCAGCACGAUAGAGCCUAAUAACAGCAACCUGACUGUGUUCUGUGAGCUCAUGGGCAUCACGUAUCAGGACAUGUCCCACUGGCUGUGCCACAAGAAGCUGAAGACCGCUACGGAGACCUACAUCAAGCCCGUCCCCAAACUUCAGGCCAUCAACAGCCGGGAUGCCCUUGCCAAGCACAUAUACGCCAAGCUCUUCAACUGGAUCGUCGCCCACGUGAACAGGGCCCUGCAGUCUGCGGUCAAGCAGAACUCCUUCAUUGGGGUUCUGGACAUUUAUGGGUUUGAAACAUUUGAUAUCAACAGCUUUGAACAAUUUUGUAUAAAUUACGCCAAUGAGAAACUCCAGCAGCAGUUCAACAUGCAUGUCUUCAAACUGGAGCAGGAGGAGUACAUGAAGGAGCAGAUCCCGUGGACCCUCAUCGACUUCUACGACAAUCAGCCCUGCAUCAACCUCAUCGAGGCCAAAAUGGGGGUGCUGGCCCUUCUGGACGAGGAGUGCAAGAUGCCCAAGGGAACUGACGACACAUGGGCUCAGAAGCUGUACAACACACACUUGAAGACGUGUGCGCUUUUUGAAAAGCCCCGCAUGUCCAAUAAAGCUUUCAUCAUCCGGCACUUUGCAGACAAGGUGGAGUAUAAGUGUGGGGGAUUCCUGGAGAAAAAUAAAGACACUGUCAACGAAGAACAGAUCAAUGUGCUAAAGGCUAGCAAGUUUAAUCUCCUGGUGGAGCUGUUCCAAGAUGAAGAGAACGCCACCUGCCCCACAGCAGCGCCCUCUGGAGGCCGUACCAAGCUGAGCGUCAAGCCAGAGCCGACCAAGUCUGCUAAAGAUCACAAGAAGACUGUGGGGCUACAGUUCCGUAACUCUCUGCAGCUGUUGAUGGAGACCCUCAACGCCACCACUCCCCACUAUGUGCGUUGCAUCAAGCCAAAUGACCUCAAAUUUCCUUUCACGUUUGACCCCAAAAGGGCUGUGCAGCAGCUCAGAGCGUGUGGUGUUCUGGAGACCAUUCGGAUAUCAGCUGCUGGCUUCCCAUCCAGGUGGACCUAUCAGGAGUUCUUCAGUCGGUACCGGGUUUUGAUGAAGCAGAAGGAUGUGCAGACUGACAGGAAGCUGACCUGCAGGAAUGUCCUGGAGAAACUAAUAGAGGAUAAAGACAAGUACCAGUUUGGGAAGACAAAGAUCUUCUUCCGUGCCGGCCAGGUGGCCUACCUGGAGAAGCUGCGAGCUGACAAGCUGCGGGCUGCCUGCAUCCGCAUCCAGAAGACCAUCCGCUGCUGGCUGGAGCGCAAGAAGUACCUGCGCAUGAGGGAUGCUGCUAUCACCAUACAGAGACGCGUGCGGGGGUACCAGGCACGAUGCCUCGCCAAGUUCCUUCGCAGGACGAACGCGUCCAUCGUCAUUCAGAAGUACCAGCGCAUGUACGUGGCGAGGAAGUGCUACAAGCGCCUACAGACCGCUGCACUCAACAUCCAAUGCAUCCUGCGGGCCUACCAGGCCAGGCAGCUGUACCAGAGGCUUCUACGGGAGAACAAGGCGGUCAUCAUCCAGAAGUGGGUGAGGGGUUGGCUCGCCAGGCAGUGGUACAAGAGGUCGCUGGCCGCCAUCGUCUACCUGCAGUGCUGCAUCCGCCGCAUGCGGGCCAGACGCGAGCUGAAGAAGCUGAAGAUCGAGGCGCGCUCCGUGGAGCACUUCAAGAAGCUCAACAUCGGCAUGGAGAACAAGAUCAUGCAGCUGCAGCGCAAGAUCGACGAGCAGAACAAAGAGAACAAGGCCGUGAGCGAACGACUGAGCGUGCUGGAGAGCUCUUACACUGCCGAGAGCGAGAAGCUGCGCGGCGAGCUAGCCCGCCUCCGAGGCGUGGAGGAGGAGGCGCGGAGCAAUGCCAAGCAAAUCACCUCCCUGCUGGCGGAGCUGGCGCUACUCCACAAGGAGCUGAAGACCACCCAGAGCGAGAAGAAGGUGAUCGAAGACCAGGCGAAGACUUACCGCGAGAAAAUGGAGCAGAUGGUGGCUGAGCUGAAGGACCAGAACAGCCUGCUGAAGAGUGAGAAGGAUGAUCUGAACCGGCUGAUCAAGGAGCAGAGCCAGCAGAUGACUGAGAAAAUGGAGAAAGCCCUGAAGGACGAGACAAGGCAGUUGGAGAACGAUCUGAACGAGGAGCGCUCGCGCUACCAGAACCUUCUGGGCGAGCACUUGCGACUGGAGGAGCGCUACGACGACCUGAAGGAGGAGGUGAACCUCACGUUGAACGUCCCCAAGCCGGGUCACAGGAGGACCGACUCCACACACAGCAGCAACGAAUCAGAAUACACCUACACCUCUGAGUUGGCAGAGUCUGAGGAAGGCUCCCAUGGAGGAGAGGAUGUCAGCAAGGCCUCCUUGGAUGUGUCCCUCUUCCUCAAGCUGCAGAAGAGGGUGACCGAGCUGGAGCACGAGAAGCAGUCUCUGGUGAAGGAGCUGGAUCUGAGAGAGGAACAGUUUCAGCAGGCUAGGGCCAGGGAUGAUGAGGAUUACAAGAAAGCGCGAGGAGCAGAGCUGGAGUACGAGUCUCUCAAGCGGCAGGAGCUGGAGUCUGAGAACAAGAAGCUGAAGCGCAAUCUGAACGAGAUGCGGGAGGCCAUGGCAGGGAAAGCUGGAGCUGGGCCCGGAGCCGGGGGCACCUCGCCCUACAGGGUGCUCCUGGAGCAGCUCAACGCCUCCAACGAGGAGCUAGAGGUUCGAAAGGAGGAAGUGUUGAUCCUCCGUUCCCAGCUAGUCAGCCAAAAGGAGGCCAUGCAGCACAAGGAGACCAUGACGGAUACCGUGUCGUACGUGGAGGACAUCCGGAAGAUGAACGCGGGCGAAAUGGCUCAGGCUUACACGGGGCUCAAAGACACGAGCAGAUCCCCCACUCCAGACUACCAUCAGCUGAAUGAGGAUGGAGAGCUUUGGCUGGCUUAUGAAGGGUUAAAGGAGACCAACAGGCUCUUGGAGUCCCAGCUGCAGAUGCAGAAGAGGUCCCAUGACGGCCAGAUGGAGGUGGUCCGCAAGGAGCUGCAGAGCCUGAAGGAGGAGAACACCCGCCAGCAGCAGCUCCUGACCCAGAACCUGCAGCUGCCCCCGGAGGCACGCAUCGAAGCCAGCCUGCAGCACGAGAUCACCCGCCUCACCAACGAGAACCUGGACGUAUAUAGGGAUGACCCAGACAAAUAUAAGAAGAGGCUGACUUUCAUUGAUCAGCAGCGCUUUGAACUCCUGGGCCAGCUUGAGAAGCAGGAAAAGAUGAUCCGUAAAUUAAAGAAACAGCUCAAGGUCUUCUCCAAAAAGAUUGAAGAACGGGAAGUGGGUCAGAUGGACAGCAUUUCUCCUGGACAGAUAAUGGAGGAGCCCAUCGUCACCGUGAACAUCCCCCGCCGGGAGAAGGACUUCCAGGGCAUGCUGGAAUACAAGAUGGACGAUGAGCCAAAACUGGUGAAGAACCUCAUUCUAGAGCUGAAGCCUCGGGGUGUGGCGGUCAACUUUAUCCCAGGCCUGCCGGCCUACAUCCUCUUCAUGUGUCUGCGCCAUGCCGACUAUCUGAACGAUGACCAGAAGGUGCGCUCGCUGCUCACAUCCACCAUCAACAGCAUCAAGAAGAUCCUGAAGAAAAGAGGGGAAGACUUUGAAGUGGUCUCUUUUUGGCUGUCCAACACGUGUCGCCUCCUGCACUGUCUGAAGCAGUACAGCGGAGAGGAGUCAUUCAUGAAGUACAACACUCCCAGGCAGAACGAGCACUGCCUGUCUAACUUCGACCUGGCCGAGUACCAGCAGGUUCUCAGCGACCUGGCCAUUCAGAUUUACCAGCAGCUCAUCAGAUGCAUGGAGAGCCUUUUGCAGCCAAUGAUAGUCUCUGGAAUGCUGGAGCAUGAAACGAUUCAGGGCGUGUCGGGGGUGAAGCCCACGGGCCUUCGCAAGAGGACCUCCAGCAUCGCGGACGAGGGCACCUACACCCUGGAGUCCAUCCUCCGCCAGCUCUCCACCUUCCACUCCAUCAUGUGCCAGCACGGCAUCGACCCGGACCUCAUCAAGCAGGUGGUCAAGCAGCAGUUCUACAUCAUCGGCGCCGUCACCCUCAACAACCUGCUGCUGCGCAAGGACAUGUGCUCCUGGAGCAAAGGCAUGCAGAUCAGGUACAAUGUGAGCCAGCUGGAAGAGUGGCUCAGGAACAAGAGCCUGAUGAACUGCGGGGCCAAGGACACGCUGGAGCCCCUCAUCCAAGCUGCGCAGCUGCUGCAGGUGAAGAAGAAGACCGACGAGGACGCAGACGCCAUCUGCAGCAUGUGCAGCGCCCUCACCACUGCGCAGAUUGUCAGAGUGCUGAACUUGUACACCCCUGUGAAUGAAUUCGAGGAAAGGGUUACAAUAACAUUCAUUGAAACGAUUCAGAACCGUUUGCCAGACAGAAAGCAAUCACCUCAGCUCCUAAUGAACACCAGAGUCAUCUACCCUGUCACAUUCCCCUUCAACCCCUCCUCUCUAGUCCUUGACACCAUCCACAUUCCUAACAGUCUAAACCUGUCCUUCCUAGCACGCGUGUAGAGGCAGUCUGAACCUGCCCUUCCUCACGUGUGUAGAAGCAGUCUGAAUGCAGCCUUCCUCACACACAUGUAGAAGCCCGGUUUUCUUCAUAUGCGUGUAGUCUAUAUCUUCUGAUCCCGGCCUUUCUCACAUGUAUGUAGUGGAUGCCUGAACCCAGCCUUCCUCCCAUGCAGGUGGAGAGUGUGAACCUGGCCUAACUUGUGUGUAUGUGUGUGUGUGUGUGUGUGUGUGUGUGUGUGGAGGUCCUGGACUCUUAAAGCAACCUAAGUCUGGAUAUCUUGUACAGGGAUAAAUAGUUUGUGACUGCUGAGUAAUUAAAUAUGUACCCUGUGGUAACAGUUUGAACACUUUGAAGUACCCUUAACAGGGGCUGCUGGGUGGUUCACCCUGUUAAGACACAUUUUUUAGUGCAUGGAUGGUCCCUACAGUCUAAUAACGAAUCGGAAACUUGCCAGUGCCAACUGUGACCCAGCAGCCCCAAAGGGCAAUGCACAAUAUUUCUAGCCUCACCCAAGGUUUCAUUUGGCCAGAAUGACAGCAUUUCGUUGCACAGCAGCAACCCCUGCUGAUUGAUGGGGUACCCGCCUGUCUGCCUCUUCAGCUGCAGGUGAAUGGUCUUCCACCAUCUCAUGUCUGUGUGGCAGACUCGCGAACUGCAGAAUAAUGAGAAGCAGCAGCUGACAUAACAUUCCUCUCCUGAAUAAGUAGGAAAGGUUGCGGCAAUGAGCGCUGAUAAAAAUACGAUUGGGCAUUCCAAACUGAGGAGAAAAAGGAGUACUCAAAGCAAGCUGGAAGUUGCUUGGGUUUUAUUACUUGAUAUUAACAGUAUAAAUAUGUGCACUGGUGAUCUCAGUCUGGGAUUCUGAUUGGUACAUAGUGGUACACUGAAAAAAUGUGUGAUGAGAAAUGCAUUUUGAUGUAUUACAUUUGUAAACAUUGCUGAACUUGUCUGUUCUGGUUAAUGCAUCAUAAUGGCCAAUGCCUAUACCAUAGUACAUAAUCCAAUAUUUUGGAUGUGUAUGUUUUUCUUUACUAUAUAUUCUAUAUGUAGUACAGAAAUCAUGGAUAGGUGUUUCUUGUGUAUUAAAUCAUUUCAGAUUGAAAAGGAAUACUGUCUGCAUAUAUUUAUUAUACAUGUAUACCAGAUAAACAUGAGUAUAAAAAUGAUUAGUCAGUUAUUUAAGGUAGAUGUUUACUUUUCUGUACAUACAUUGUGAUUUUUUUUAUUAUUGAGUACACUCAAAUUAUAGCCGUCUUGUGUAACUAGCAUAUCCACAAAUGUUGUACUCCAGCAUUACGUUUUUCCGGUUUAAGGUAAAUAACAAUGUUGUUUGUAAAUCAAAGUUUGAUAAUGAGAGGAUUCAUUGUUACUAAUGAAACCAACUGGUCAAAGAAUUAGUGAGUCAUGGUAGAGACCCAAAUCUUUAGCCCCAUAUUUUUUAAAGCCUUUUUAAGUGGUCCUGAUUGCCAUAUUAAUGAAAACCAGCACACCAAGGUGUGUGUGUGUGUGUGUGUGUGUGUAUGUGUGUACCUUGAGUUAGAGAUAUUAUUAGUCCAAUUAAUGUUCUGUGAGUGUUGCCCAAAAUAAAUGCGUUACACUGACUGUGGGAGGAGUCCCCUCAGACAUAAUCAUUCUGGGAACAGCUAAUGAGCUCCCUUUUAGUUGUUCUACCAUGGGAUUGAACAUCUUUCCAGCACAAACUUACGCUCUGUUCAGUGUAUGACAGGGUGCUGUCUCGAUCAGGAGACCUAAAAAUGUUUUUGAACCCAACACCUGCAGUCACUUUGAAAGCAUUUUUGAAGCAUAUCAUCAAGCAAGUAGGAUGAAAGUCAUACCUUUUACAGAUUCGUUGGCAACAAACUAGAUGUAAGCACUACUGUGUGCACUGUCCUUUUAACUGCUUAAAGCUUUAUUCCCAGAAAUCGUAAAAGCUAAAUGGACCAUUUGCCUACAUUCUCCUUAAUUUUCUGAAUAUUGAAAAUGUCGCUGCAUUGUCUGUUGCUGGGGUCAUAUUUGUGCACACUGGAUAGAAUAAAAUACAUAUUUCAAAUCAAUCUGCAUGCUAUUAGUUUUACAGGUUAUACAGAGAUUUGUGGAAUGUGACACUGGAUCUCAAAGCUCUUAACUUUAAGAGCAAGCCUGUAAUCAGAUAUGGUAGCUGUUAUCUUGAGACACUAUAGACUUACAUGUUCUUCAUCAUCCCUUGCCUUACACAUUGUUUUGUUUUAGUGAAAAUAAAUUGUCCAUUCUUAAGGAAAUUACCAAACUGUA
This is a messenger RNA of Anguilla rostrata (American eel), 8105 nucleotides long. Its product is annotated as unconventional myosin-Va-like. Lineage: Eukaryota; Metazoa; Chordata; Actinopteri; Anguilliformes; Anguillidae. The transcript is spliced from 41 exons. Gene Ontology annotation, biological process: actin filament organization; vesicle transport along actin filament. The coding region runs from base 215 to 5833 and encodes 1872 amino acids. The record is from RefSeq and is a predicted model, not a curated record. Gene Ontology annotation, molecular function: microfilament motor activity; actin filament binding; ATP binding. Gene Ontology annotation, cellular component: vesicle; myosin complex; actin cytoskeleton.